Messenger RNA from Choloepus didactylus (southern two-toed sloth), 9439 nucleotides. It is a transcript of the gene SHANK2, whose product is annotated as SH3 and multiple ankyrin repeat domains 2. The transcript is spliced from 26 exons. NCBI's taxonomy places the organism in Eukaryota, Metazoa, Chordata, Mammalia, Pilosa, Megalonychidae. The coding region runs from base 504 to 6080 and encodes 1858 amino acids. The record is from RefSeq and is a predicted model, not a curated record. Gene Ontology annotation, molecular function: ionotropic glutamate receptor binding; synaptic receptor adaptor activity. Gene Ontology annotation, cellular component: postsynaptic membrane; postsynaptic density; dendritic spine.
GCCGCAGGGCUCGGGAGCAGAGCCGGGCAGGUGGGGGGACGAUCCCGGGCCGCGCGCGUCCUCUCGGUGGCGAGACGCCCCCUCCCCCACCCGCGCCUGUGCCAAAGGCGCGGACCCGGCCCGGCCUAGGGGAGGGAUCGUGGGACCCCGCACGGCUCCCAGAAGCCCCCCGUCCCCCGGCUGCAGCUCGGGGCGGGGCCGCGCCUCCCUCCCCCUUCCCGCCUCCCGUCCCCGGACACCUGAGCGGCGGCGGCGGCGACUCCCGCGCUCGCUGCCGGGCUGGGCGCGGCGCCGCUCAGGUCCUCGCUGCCGACCCAGGUGCGCGCAGACCCAAGGCCCCCCGGGGGUGCGGAUCCGCCCCCGACUCACUGAGCGGCCGCCGGAGCCAGUUCUGGAAACUUCUCCCGUCUCCCUGCCCUGGGCUCCUGGAGCACUGACAGCGUCUGCCUUAGGAGGCCUCCUGCAGGGCUCGGCCUGCCCACACCUGUGGGACGGUGGCCGCCAUGCCACGCAGCCCGACAUCCAGCGAGGACGAGAUGGCCCAGAGCUUCUCCGACUACUCCGUGGGGUCGGAGUCAGACAGCUCCAAGGAGGAAACCAUCUAUGACACCAUCCGGGCCACCGCAGAGAAGCCCGGCGGCGCCAGGACGGAGGAGAGUCAGGCCAACACGCUCGUCAUCCGCAUCAUCAUCCAGGACCUGCAGCAGACGAAGUGCAUUCGGUUUAACCCCGACGCUACAGUGUGGGUUGCAAAGCAGCGGAUCCUGUGCACGUUGAACCAGAGCCUGAAAGACGUCCUGAACUACGGGCUGUUCCAGCCGGCCAGCAACGGGCGCGACGGGAAAUUCCUGGACGAGGAGCGGCUUCUCCGCGAGUAUCCGCAGCCCGUGGACAAGGACAUCCCUUCCCUGGAGUUUCGCUAUAAGAAGCGGGUGUAUAAACAACCCAACCUGGACGAGAAGCAGCUGGCCAAGCUACACGCCAAGACCAACCUGAAAAAAUGCAUGGACCACAUCCAGCACCGCGCGGUGGAGAAGCUCGUCAAGAUGCUGGACAGGGGCCUGGACCCCAAUUUCCAUGAUCCGGACACCGGAGAGACACCCCUGACCUUAGCAGUGCAGCUGGAUGACCCCGUGGAGCUGAUCAAAGCCCUCAAAAAUGGCGGUGCACAUCUGGACUUCCGUGCCAAAGAUGGGAUGACGGCCCUGCACAAAGCCGCCCGCGCGAGGAACCAGUUUGCCCUGAAGACACUUUUAGAACUGGGAGCAUCUCCGGAUUAUAAAGACAGCUACGGCCUCACCCCGCUGUAUCACACGGCGAUCGUCGGGGGAGAUCCUUACUGCUGCGAGCUUCUCCUGCAUGAGCACGCCACCGUCUGCUGCAGGGAUGAGAACGGCUGGCACGAAAUCCACCAGGCCUGCCGGUAUGGACACGUCCAGCACCUGGAGCACCUGCUUUUCUACGGGGCAGACAUGGGGGCCCAGAACGCCUCAGGGAACACUGCACUGCACAUCUGCGCCCUCUACAACCAGGACAGCUGUGCAAGAGUGCUGCUGUUUCGAGGCGGAAAUAAGGAAUUAAAAAACUACAACAGCCAGACUCCGUUUCAGGUGGCGAUCAUAGCAGGCAACUUUGAGCUGGCAGAAUACAUCAAGAACCACAAAGAGACAGACGUCGUGCCCUUCCGGGAGGCCCCGGCCUACUCGAACCGCAGGCGCCGGCCCCCCAGCACGCUGGCCGCCCCCCGGGUGCUGCUGCGCUCCAACAGCGACAACAACCUCAAUGCGGGCACGCCCGAGUGGGCUGUGUGCGCCGUGGCGCCCGCCCACCGCAGCCUCUCGCCCCAGCUGCUGCAGCCGGUGCCCGGCCCCCCCGAUGGCGCCGUGAAGACCGCCGGCAGCUACGUACCCGGGCCCCGCAGCCGGUCCCCAUCGCUCAACAGGCUGGGCGGCGCGGCUGAGAGCAGCAAGAGACAGCAGCAGCCCUGGCACCUCGGGUCUGCGUUUGCUCCUGCUGCCACCAGGGAGCCCCUCUCCGCCUUCGAGUACCCGGGGCCCAAGCGGAAGCUGUACAGCGCGGUGCCCGGGCGGGUGUUUGUCGUUGUCAAGCCAUACCAACCCCAAGUCGAUGGCGAGAUCCCCCUUCACCGCGGCGACAGGGUCAAAGUUCUGAGCAUCGGCGAAGGGGGCUUCUGGGAAGGCAGUGCCCGCGGCCACGUGGGAUGGUUUCCGGCCGAGUGUGUGGAGGAGGUGCAGUGUAAGCCGAAGGACAGCCUGGCAGAAACCCGCGUGGAUCGCAGCAAGAAGCUCUUCAGGCAUUACACGGUCGGCUCUUAUGACAGCUUUGAUGCGUCCAGUGACUGCAUUAUCGAGGAGAAGACGGUGGUCCUGCAGAAGAAGGACAAUGAGGGUUUUGGAUUUGUGCUCCGCGGGGCGAAAGCCGACACACCCAUCGAGGAAUUCACACCAACGCCCGCCUUCCCGGCCCUGCAGUACCUGGAGUCCGUGGACGAAGGCGGGGUGGCGUGGCAAGCCGGGCUGAGGACCGGGGACUUCCUGAUCGAGGUCAACAACGAGAACGUGGUGAAAGUCGGCCACAGGCAGGUGGUGAACAUGAUCCGCCAGGGAGGAAACCACCUGGUGCUCAAGGUGGUCACGGUGACCAGGAGCCUGGACCCGGACGACACGGCCAGGAAGAAAGCUCCCCCGCCUCCGAAGCGCGCUCCCACCACAGCCCUCACGCUGCGCUCCAAGUCCAUGACCUCAGAGCUGGAGGAGCUCGUGGAUAAAGCCUCCGUGCGGAAGAAGAAGGAGAAACCCGAGGAGAGAGUCCCAGCCCCCAAGCCUUCCAGAGCUGCAGAGAGCGUGGCCGUGGAGUCGCGGGUGGCGACCAUCAAGCAGCGGCCGGCCAGCCGAGGCUUCCCGUCUGUCUCUGACAUGAACUCCAUGUAUGAACGCCAAGGGAUAGCCAUGAUGACACCCACCGUUCCUGGUAGCCCAAAAGGCCCGUUCCUGGGCAUCCCUCGAGGUACGAUGCGAAGGCAGAAAUCGAUAGACAGCAGACUCUUUCUAUCAGGCAUCACAGAGGAAGAGCGGCAGUUCUUGGCACCACCGAUGCUCAAGUUCACCCGGAGCCUGUCCAUGCCCGACACCUCGGAGGACAUCCCCCCGCCGCCGCAGUCCGUGCCCCCGUCCCCACCCCCACCCUCCCCCACCGCUUACAACUGCCCCAAGUCCCCCACUCCAAGGGUCUAUGGGACGAUCAAGCCCGCAUUCAACCAGAAUCCUGCGGCCAAGGUCUCCCCGUCCACGCGGUCCGACACCGUGGCCACCAUGGUGAGGGAGAAGGGGCUGUACUACAGGAGAGAGCUCGACCGCUACUCCCUGGACUCUGACGACCUGUACAGCCGGAACGCCGCCGCCCAGGCCAACUUCCGCACCAGGAGGGGCCAGAUGCCCGAGAACCCGUACUCGGAGGUGGGGAAGAUCGCCAAUAAGGCAGUGUACGUGCCUGCCAAGCCCGCCAGGCGUAAGGGCAUGCUGGUGAAGCAGUCCAACGUGGAGGACAGCCCCGAGAAGACGUGCUCCAUCCCCAUCCCCACCAUCAUCGUGAAGGAGCCCUCAACCAGCAGCAGCGGCAAGAGCAGCCAGGGCAGCAGCAUGGAGAUCGACCCCCAGGCGUCGGAGCAGCCGGGCCAGCUGCGGCCUGAUGACGGCCUGACCGUCAGCAGCCCCUUUGCAGCGGCCAUCGCCGGCGCCGUCCGGGACCGGGAGAAGCGGCUGGAGGCCAGGAGGAACUCCCCAGCCUUCCUCUCCACAGACCUGGGCGAUGAGGAUGUGGGCCUGGGGCCGCCCGUGCCCAGGGCGCGGCCCUCCAAGCUCCCCGAGGAGGAAGGGUUUGGCAACGAGGACAGCACCGAGCCGCUGUCAUCGCCCGUGCCAGGCGCCACACCCAGGGAGCCCGAGAACCAUUUUGGUGGCAGUGGUGAGGCCGGCAUGCAGGGGGAGGCCGGGAGGCCACCGAGCACUGCACCCAAGGUCCAGGGGCCCGAAGGCAGCCCCGCCACACCCGGCAAGGGCAGCAACGUGACCGGCCCUGAGAACUACGUUCACCCGCUCACAGGGCGGCUGCUCGACCCCAGCUCACCACUGGCCCUGGCACUGUCAGCAAGGGACCGUGCCAUGCAGGAGUCCCAGCAGGGACCCAAGGGGGAGGCCCCCAAGGCCGACCUCAACAAGCCUCUCUACAUCGAUACCAAAAUGCGGCCCACCGUGGAUGCGGCCUUCCCUGCCAUCACCAGGCAGAACACGCGGGGCCCCCUGCGAAGGCAAGAGACAGAGAACAAGUACGAGACAGAGCUCGGCAGAGACGGGAAGGGGGAUGACAAGAAGAACAUGCUGGUCAACAUCGUGGAUACGUCCCGGCAGAAACCCGCCGGGCUGCUCAUGGUGCACACUGUUGCCGCCAGGGCGGGUGGCUCCCUGGAGGAGGAGGAGGAGGAGGAGGAGGAGGAGGAGGAGGAAGAGGAGGAGGAGGAGGACGAUGAGGGCGCGGACAUGGAGGCCGAGCCGGACGGCUUGCCCUCCGAGGGGCCAGAGGGCAUUUCCGAAACCGAAGGUGCUUUCCAGGUCUCCGCUGCGCCCGGCAGAGCCAUGGCAGCGGCCAGCUCCGUGGAAGAGGCAGUCAUCUUGCCCUUCCGUAUCCCUCCUCCCCCGCUGGCGUCUGUGGAUCUGGACGAAGACUUUAUUUUUACAGAGCCAUUGCCUCCUCCCCUGGAAUUUGCAAAUAGUUUUGAUAUCCCUGAUGACCGUGCCGCUUCUGUGCCCGCUCUGGCAGACUUGAUCAAGCAGAAAAAAAACGACCCCCCUCCGUCCCCUUCAUUGAACUCCAGCCAGCCGCCCAGUGCCGCAGACGGCAAGAGACCAGCUGGUCUUUCCAACUGUCUCCCCACCUCCUUCCUGCCGCCCCCAGAGAGCUUCGACGCCGUCACGGACUCUGGGAUUGAGGAGGUGGACAGCCGCAGCAGCAGCGACCACCACCUGGAGACAACCAGCACCAUCUCCACCGUGUCCAGCAUCUCCACCCUGUCCUCCGAGGGCGGGGAGAGCAUGGACACCUGCACAGUCUAUGCAGACGGGCAAGCAUUUGUGGUCGACAAACCCCCCGUGCCUCCCAAGCCAAAAAUGAAGCCCAUAAUUCACAAAAGCAAUGCACUUUACCAAGACGCCCUCAUGGAAGAGGACACGGACAGCUUGGCUGUCCCCCCACCCGCCCCGCCUCCCCCGCCGGGAGGCGCCCAGCCUGGGGCCACGAAGGUCAUACAGCCAAGGACCUCCAAGUUAUGGGGGGAUGUCACGGAGGCCAAGAGCCCAAUCCUCUCAGGCCCCAAAGCAAACGUUAUUAGCGAAUUGAACUCAAUCCUGCAGCAAAUGAACCGAGAGAAAUCGGCAAAGCCGGGGGAAGGGUUGGACUCAGUGACCGGAGCCAAGGCCAUCGGCCCCACUACCAGAAGCCCGGAGGUCAUGAGCACUGUCUCAGGGACACGGAGCACGACAGUCACCUUCACUGUUCGCCCUGGCACCUCUCAGCCCAUCACCCUGCAGAGCCGGCCCCCAGACCACGAAAGCAGGACCUCAGGAACAAGACGGGCCUCCAGCCCUGUGGUCUCACCAACAGAGAUCAGCAAAGAGAUUCUGCCCACCCCUCUGUCUGCCGCUGCCGCAUCUCCCUCGCCCACUCUCUCAGAUGUCUUCAGCCUUCCAAGCCAGCCCCCUUCUGGGGACCUAUUUGGCUUGAACCCAGCAGGGCGCAGCAGGUCGCCAUCUCCCUCGAUCCUGCAACAGCCAAUCUCAAACAAGCCUUUUACAACUAAACCUGUCCACCUGUGGACUAAACCAGAUGUGGCAGACUGGCUGGAAAGUCUAAACUUGGGUGAGCAUAAAGAGACCUUCAUGGACAAUGAAAUUGAUGGCAGUCACUUGCCAAACCUUCAGAAGGAAGACCUAAUAGAUCUUGGGGUGACUCGAGUCGGGCACCGAAUGAACAUAGAAAGGGCUUUGAAACAGCUGCUGGACAGAUAAGAAUGGCUGCUCUGCACCUUUACAGACUUCUUGUUAUAAGUAGAGAUGGGCUUAUGCUGAAAUGUGUGGAUGGCCAAGCAAGGUCUGUGAGUGCCCGCCCCACUCCACGGGCCUGUCUCCUGGUACCGAGAGCAAUGCUGUGUGUGUCCCUGGUGUGGCUGAGCCAUGACCAUGAAAUGCCUGGCGCUCUAUGCCGGGUUCCUGGACUGUUUCUGUAAAGCAGGGUAUAAGGGGAGGGAGAUUUUCCAACAUGUAAAGAGAUUCCCAGCCUGCCUCCGGCUUGCCGGUGGCCUCACUUCGCCAGGUCCAAGAGGCUCCCUGCUCAUUUCACGCAGGGCCCUCCCUGUUGUGGGCAGACACCAGUGUACUCCAGAUACCUCCUGGGGCCCACCUCCUCUGCUUCCUGAGCAGCCCUCACCACCCCAGGCCUCAGCCUAAGGCCCUUUCUCAUUUUUGUGUCCUCUCAGAGGGCACUCGAUGCUCACUUGCUCCUUUUUCUUUCCCAGACGCAGUGAGAUGGCCCCCAGAUGUGUUCAUCUGGUGCCCCAUCUUGGGCCUGAAAGGUAGAGAACCCUUUUUAUCUAUAGAGAUUCUUUACCCCACCUUUUCCUGCCACGUGCACCCCUGGCUCCGCAGCCAGAGCUUCCAGGCAGUGGUGGGGAGCUGGAACAAGAUCGUGCCCAGCUUUCCUUGGCUUUAUUUCUUUAUGUCUACAGAUCUAUUAGCAUAAGUCCAAGGUGGCCAGACAGAUGUCACAUAGACUUAGACAAAGCACAAAGUCACAAUUCUAGGAAGGAGAAGAGACCUGGCCACGGGAACCAGCCAGGGUGCAGCUGCCUGGGUCCGAAGUCUCCUCAAGAACAGGAGCCAUUUGUCUGCCAGGACUACCUAGCCAGGACUGUAGAGAAGGGGGGUUUCUCUGCCUUUCCACGUUUUUGUAAUGGAAGGUGACAGAGCUCUGCAGAGAUCAGAGGAGGCGAGCAGCCACUCUGACAUGAAGGACAAGAAACGAGGUUGAUGAUGGGCUUGUGCUGCUGCCGCCAAGGCAGUACCUCCCCUGGGAGCUGGGUGCACCACGGUGUCUUCAGUUCCAAGCCGGCCAGAGGCAAGGCUCUCCCAAGACAGGCCUCUAGCUGUCCAAGACCAGGGAAGAUGGGUUUUUUCCCAUCCCUUAGAGGCUUUUUCCCAUCCCUUAGAGGCUUUUUCCCUCUAGAUGUCCAGGAAUUCCAGGUUCUUUGAGGACCCUUUGGGUAUGGAGUGUAGACAGGACCCAGGGGUUGAUAAGAGGUGGAUGAAAAGCAGAUAAAUGAAGGAAGGAAAAGCAGGUCUCCUGGACUGCCAACCCUGCAUCUCUUGAGCCCUGUCCCAGUCUUUGCCCUGGAGCCCCUCCUCCCCUGCAGCAAUACCUCAAAUUUCCAAGGGAGGCCAUCAGUGCACAUAGACAGCAAGACAUCCAGGCAGGAUCCCGGCACAUUCUCCCAAGUUUGGAAGGCACUCCAAUGUCAGGGUUAUGGUUUUAUUAUGAUUUCAGAACUAGCCCAGCCCAUCUCUAAUUAUACAAUGUAGGGUUUUUGUGUUUUUUUUCCUUUUUCUUUUCUUUAUGCUCACGGUCAAGUGUCUGAUUAGGUCUGGAACAGCCCUAGAAUGAAUAUGUAAAAUUUAGCAAUUUAAAAUCUCUUUCUUUACUGCAAGUUUAAAUAGCUGUACAGAUAGUUUAUAAGCACAAUAUUUUAAGAAAAAAAAAGUGGCUGGUCUACUAGGCAGCCUUUGUGCCACUUCAGUGCUAGAAAGUUAAAGAAAAAAAAACUUUUGUGAUUUAAUAAUACUAUUUCUGUGGAAUAAUUAUAAAAGUAUGACCUUUUUAAAUCAACCUUAUUUGGAUGCAUCUGAACCAGCAGAGCUGUGUUAUAUUUUCUAUCUUUGCUAGAACUUCGUCAUCGAAGGACAAUUAUUUCUUCAAAAGUGGUUACAAUUCACAAUGCAGCAGUUUCUCUGAAAACAAAACCAAAACACACACACACACACACACACACACACACACACAACUUUUCCAGCCACAUGCCCCUGAUUUGGAAAGCAAGUCUUGGGACCUUCUUCUGUUCCAAAACCUUUGCAGGUCAAUGUUUGUAUCUGAACGAUUCUAUCCCACUUGAAAUCAAUUGACUAUUAAGGCGCUUUACUUCAGUGUACCUUCCAUUUUCCCAUCACAAGGAGAGCAAAUAUUUCUCUAGAGAAAUUUCAGCCUAGAAACCACAGGUGGCCUGCCAAGGCUGCCCGAUAUUUCAGAAAAUGUAAAGAUGGUGGUUCAGCCAUUACUGCAAAAUUCACAAGUAAACCACUUCAUCGUGGCUCUUUUUUCCUUUGCCCGUAGUUGGUGUUGCCUCUAUGCUCAGUGCCAGGCAAAAGGCUAGAUAAAAUGAGAGGAAAAGAAACCCCUGGCAGGCUGUAGUCAGCCACAACCUGGUGGCUUUGGGCACACUGAAAUCUAGCAGUCAGGGAGAGCUGGCUGUGGCUCCCUUCCUUCAAGUGCCAUUAAGCUACACAAAGCUGACCACAAGAAAGCAGGCUGAAAGGCUGAAGAGCUAAGGAAAUCACUUCUUUAUACAUUGUCCUAUUACGGUAAAGUAAUAGGGCCUAGCAGAACCUGCACUGACCAACACACUAAACAUGCAUUGCCAAGAUGAACCGGUCUCUAGCUCUAUUUGAUUAUUUUGCUCCAGAAAGCAAUAGUUCCUCAUUGAAAUCGCUGCCCACUGUUCUCCCCCUUUGGGACAGAUUAGGACCAGGCCCUAUUCCAUGACCCUCUUGGAACAAAUGUUAAACUGCUCAUAUAAAGAUCAUGUUAAUAGUAUUCCAGGUUUUAAGACCAACUUUUGUUAUAUACUGUAAUUUAAAUAAAUUGCAUUCCCAUGCCUAGUUUCUGUAAUAUUGUGUAUACAAGACCAAAAUCUCUCAAGAUGUAAAUUAUGUAUACCUGCCAAGAUACCUUCUCUGGGGUGUCUGUGCACAUUUUAAUUCAUGGAAUAUUAAAAUGACUUAGUGUGACUGUUGAUUUGCUGAACUUUACAUAUCACAAAUUCUUUGUGGUACUUAAGUUAAUAAAAUGAUUUUUUUUUUCUGAGUCCUUGAACAAGCAAGCAUUACCCAGUUGAUCUGGCAAUGACUUCAUGUGGGGGUCACAAAUAUUGAUUUUCCCAUUAAAUUUUUUCUGUUUCACACUAUAGUUUGUGUAAAAACGGGUGUUGGCAUUAUCUAUGUUGCUGUUAUUUUGUGCUUUUAUUCUUUUUAGACUUCAUUUAAAAAAAAAAAAACAAGCUCCUGUAAUCUGCACUUUCUCCCAAUCCUUAAAUCUCUUGUAU